AAUGUGCGAUGGUAUACAAGUGUUGUGUUCCACAAUGUCGUGGAAAUUAUGAAGGUGGCCCGAAAGUUCACGUCUUCAAAUUUCCCGACAGUGAAGAUAUUAAAAAUGCGUGGUUGAACGCAAUUCCUCGGGAACACUUCAUACCCACAAAAUAUUCCAGGGUUUGCGAAGUCCAUUUUAAGAGUGCUGAAGUACUGUGGGAGUCAGUAUACUUUGAUGAGAAAUCUGGGAGAACUCUGACAGCACCUUUGGAAAGACCAAAACUGAAAGAUGGUGCAGUGCCGUCAGUGUUUCCCGGUUGCCCCUCCUACUUAUCAUCGGGCUCGCAGUCAGUUCGUGAUUCGCCAAGGAAGAAGCGACAGCGCAAAGAAGCAGCAGCAGUCGAACGUGCUACUGCUGAAAGUUUACAAACCUAUGCUGAUUAUGAAAGUAAACAUGUGUGUAGUACUUAUGACGAAUUAGUUUUACUAUGUAAAAGUGCUAAGACAUCUGUUUUUUGGGAUCUUAUCAAUCGUCCAGAUAAACUCGCAUAUGUCCACAUCAGCUUUGAAGAUGCUCCAGUUUUGACAUAUACGGUUACUAUCAAAAGUGAUAUGACUUUAACGUGUUAUUAUCAAGGAGUGCAGUUAAAAAAUCUCUCUCAGUUAAAUUUUCCAUUGAUAGUGAACAAUAUAAACCAAAUCACAGACGUCCUAACAACAAUUGAAAAUCUUCACCAUGGUGACUGUAAAGUAAGUGACAAAUACGCAGUGGUGAAAUCAUUACUUGACACUAUGAACAGUGAUGAUGAAGAACACCAGAAUUUUGUUAACUUUUUGUCUACCCAGUUAGAGUUGAUCCAGCAGCCGAAAAAUGGACUGAAGUAUAAUACUGAAUUGUUUGUAUUUGCAUCACUUGUUUCUAUCAUUUCACCUCAUGCAUAUAAGUUUAUUAGAAGUUCAGGCAACAUCAUUCUUCCACAUCCGAAUACAAUACGCAGAUUAUGUUAUUCAUUUAAAUUUGGUCCAGAAACAGAGCAGUUGGAAGAAAAUUUUUUGUUCUAUGUGAAAAAUAAGGUAUCUCAGCUUACACCCCAAGAACGUCAUGUUGUUCUUAUGGUAGAUGAAAUCCAUAUUAAGCAGUUUCUAGAUUACAAGGGUGGAAACAUAGUAGGUUCUAGUUUUAAUUCUGAAAAUGCUGCUUCAAGUGCCCACGUGUUCAUGGUUCAAAGUGUCUCCACUGCGGUGCGCGAGCUGCCGAUGACGUCACGAAGACCAGCUGUUAGGCCCGGCUGGGUGCGCCGGGGGUUCGUCUGCCGGGAGUAG
Bacillus rossius redtenbacheri is the source of this 1304-nucleotide messenger RNA. RefSeq lists its product as uncharacterized. Lineage: Eukaryota; Metazoa; Arthropoda; Insecta; Phasmatodea; Bacillidae. The record is from RefSeq and is a predicted model, not a curated record. The transcript has 3 exons. Bases 9 to 1304 code for a protein of 431 amino acids.